UAUUUAAAAUCUGGUUUGCCUAUUUUAUGAUUUGUUUAGAAUAUAAUAGGUAUUUAAAAUCCAGCUGUACAGUCGGAUGUAGUUUUACCAAUUUUUUAUUGCGUAAGAUUGCCUUAUAAUCAAAGCCUGAUGAAAAGGAGUAAGUAACUUGUUUGCAAAUUUAUAUCAAAAUAUCGGGUUACGUCGCAAUAAUAUAGUACGCUUCCCGAGAGACAGGCGUGUAAGUACUGCGAUUCCUGAAUUUGUGACUUUUAAUUAUUGUGCCUUUUGGAACAGAUUUACUGUAAUACGCAAUUCAAGAAGUAAAUUCAUGAUAUUAUUCAAGAUAAUUCAUAAAUCUAUGCGUAUAUCGUGAUUAUGAAAAAUGGUGAUUGUUUGUUGAAACAACUGUCUAAUCCUGUAGUGCAAAUGAAUUGAGAUUUAUAUUGCAUUUUAAAGAGUUAUUAAGUUCAAAUACAUCAAUUCAUUAUGAACGAAGAAGUCGAAUCAAAUGUUGUCCCUGAGUUACCAGCUGUGAUUGGAGCAUUAUUCGAUGCUUUAGAUGAUAAAGAUGAAAAUGUUAAACAAGAAAUAAUACAAUCUAUCAAAAGGAUUGCAAAGCAAAAUCCUGUAUCUGUUAUUAAUACUGCAGUAUAUUUUCGUGAGCUCCAUCGCAAGAUAUCUUCCGAACAUGUGAUUUCCAUGAUGAAAAUAUUGGUUGAGACUUGUAGAGAUCAGUCGUUUUCUCUGCAAGAAGAUCUGGCAUCAUCUGUAGCAAAUUUGGCUAUCGACGAAUUAAUUGGUGAUGCUAAUAAAGAAGCUUGUGAACUAUUAGUUGCACUUAGUAGAUUUCACAAUGCUCAAACCAUUGGUAUUUUAUUAUCCAAGUUUGAUCCAGGAACCCUGCCACAUUAUGCAAUUGUUGAAGCAAUGGGAAAGUUAGCAAUGGGCAACACUUUUGGUACAGUGCCGUUUAUUAAACUUGCAAUGAGCAUUAUGAUACCAAUGAUGUACCAAGUUCGUGACGAUCGUCUAAAGCAAGCGUUCUGUUAUGCUUUUGGCAGAUUUGCGGAGGCAAUUAAUGAUUAUUUAAACAACAUAAAUGAAGCUCCUGAUCCUGGAAUUACAAAUGAUUCUUUCAAUUCUGAAAUAUCUUCAGUUUAUGAUGUUUUAACGCAUAAUUGGAUACGGUCUAGUCGAGACGGAAAUGUGAUUGAAAGUGUGUUGACGUCGAUUGGACCCAUGUUACCGCUUUUGCCCAAAGAAGCUGAGAAACGACAAACUGUGAAACUAAUACCGAUGCUAUUGACCAUUUGUAAAAGAUCUCAUGUUCGUUUGGCUGCUACAAGAGUCUUAGCUAUGUUGCUGAACAAUAUUAUUGAAGAAGAAAAAGAGGUCAUUAAACAAUUCUUGGAAUCGUUACACCACACUUUAUCAGAGUUCGUCAGCGUUAAUCCUUUUGAUGUAUCUCGCGAAGCACUUUUAACACAUUACGAGACAUUACAGUGUUUCCGUGCAAUUGUUAUUUCCUACCCUGAUGAAGGACUCGAUCGAAUUUUACAACAGAUAAAAUCACCGGCUGUUAUACACCGCUCUCGUGCAUUGGUAGUGCUGAGACAUCUUAUAAAUACACUUCCACCACAGAAUGAUGCAGUACUACAGAGAAUAGCAUUAACUCUUCAAGAAUCUCUUGGAGAAGCUAGCGCAAGACAAAUGGUUGGAGCUAUUGUUGCUCUUGCCGCAAGAACCAGUUUGCCUCUUUUAUCCUCCCAACGAGCAACCUUUAUCCGAUUCUUGGUAGCUCAUUGUGGUUCUAAAUCCAUUGAAGCAGAAGCCUGCGAAGAGGCUUUGCAUUUAUUGGCAACUACUGUGGAAGGUGUUGAGGACUGGUUAUGGCCACUGUUGCUGAGUGCACUUCUAGAUCCGAAUUAUUCCACAUCGGCAAUUUCAGUGGUGCGUGCUCUUUCGCCAUUGGCUACAAAAUUGAUAAGAAAACGAGAAACAACUGAAAUAGAGAAUAAUUUCCCACGUGCCAAAGUCAUGGUUCGAUGCUUUGAGUUAUUAGGCGAAGAAAAGAAUCGCAUUUCUGUAGUUGCAUUGUUACGAUGCGCGGCUCCUCUUCUGGGUACUCAAUUAAAAGAGCUUUGGGACAAACGUCUUCUAGAAGUUACCAAUCUCUUGGAAGCCGAACAAGAUAACAAUUCUCUAAAUGUCCCACAAAGUAGGGCACUGAUGUGGGAGGAAAGGAUCGUCGAAUUGCUAGAAGAAAGCGUCAUACAAGAAGGAGAAACAUGGGCUCACGACGUUGCAGACGAGUUAGCAUUAAAAGCAAGUGCACCUGGAAUGGCACCACUUCUAGGUGCUGUUUCAAGUAAUGCUACUCACUUUACACUUCUUAUCGAGCUUGCACGUACACACAGUACAAACGGCGAGUUUGCACGAGCUGUAGCAAUAGCAGCUAAACGUCAUUUGAGCGUCAUAUUAAAAUUGAUGGAAGAUUCCUGUUUUAUGGAGGAUCAUAGAAAAAUACCAGUCAAAUUGUUGGGAUUAGUCAAAGAUACUAAAGCAGCUGCAACCGCUGAGGCAGCUAAGGCUGGUCUCAUGAGAUGUUACGCCGAAAUGGCCCACAGGACUAGUGCGGUUGAAUUCUUUCCUGCCAUAGAGAAACAUAUUCUACCCUGGACUGUACGACAACUGACUGAAUGUAAAGAAUUAACCACGAAGGAGAGUGGUUUGCUGGCUUUGGAGCAGAUUGGAGGGGCUGUGCAUCCUAACAGAUUAGCUGGGUCAACUGGAUUACGAGCAAGAGGUCCAACCCUUACAACACUUUUGAGUCUAUUACAAGGGCAUUCAGGACAUAGACCAUUACAACUAUAUCCAUUAAUCCUGCGGGCCACAGUUUCUCUAUCACGAAUUCCACCUGCAUUGAGUUCCGACGAGAGGGCUAUUCUACUCGGCACUGUAGUGGACAAAGUGAUAGCGGCCAGUGCAGAGAUUGGUUUGUUGAUGUUGCCAGACGUUAUGCAACAAGUGGUAGAUGGUUUGGGUAUGGUUUGCAGUGAGGUUGUUGCUGACUCUGCAGAUGCGUUGGCGGAACUUGUGGAGAUAGUAAUGCCUUGGAUGCAAUCUAAAUCGUCGACAGAACGUAGAACGACCUUAUUAACAUUACGAUCUACUCUAAGAUCGUACCACGAUUCAUUGAAGUACACUUACCCCAGUGGCAAACUAGAACCUGGCAAACUCUUAGGGAGAAUACUUGCAUGGUGUGCCGAUCCAGAAUCUACAUUAAGACCAAUAGUUGUUGAUUGUGUAGCGUUGUCGUUAAGUAUCGGAGCGAGGCAUCGGUCUACAUUGCCAGAUAAUAAUUUGGAUCACGAUUUAAGCGAGUCGAAGAGAAUCAUUGUCAGUGAGGAUUCAAGUGCUCUUUAUAAAGGGAUUAAGAACUUGGCCAUGGCAGUAAGUGAAAGGGUGGCUAGUGGAGAAGUCGUUGGUUUGGCGGAAGGUUUAAUAGAAAGUCUGCUAUGUCGUGGGGAAGGAGGGUUGGCUGCCGGAAUUGCUCUGACUCAACAUUUCAAUACGAGAGGUGCCGACAUUCCACGGGCAGACGUAUACUUGAUUGAUAAUAUUGUCGCGCAAAUGCGACAUAUGGAGAAUACCAGCUGUAGACGUGGAGCUGCCACUGCUGUCAGAUCAUUAAUGAAACAUCAUCCACAGGAAGUGAUCGAACAGUUAAUACGGCAACCUUUACCAUUAGAUCGGGGAACUGAAGAAUGCUGGAAGGAACUCGGAAAUGAUCAAGAGUCAGGACUGCAAGCUCUAGAGCUAUUAUUGUCUCGAAUGGAAAACAGUAAUCUCUAUGCAGACGUUCCACCCGGUACGCAUACUGGAAAACAUAACACUGUGACCUUUUCAUCAUUGGCGGCAGUCGUAGCUACUGGGCACCUUUUGCAAUGUCCCAAUUCUGAGGUUUUAAUAGAGAAGAAGUUGUCAGAAUUACUGUCAAUUCUCCUGACAUAUCUAGCAGGUUGGCUGCAUGCUGAAACUCCAACGCUUUCUUCUGUCACAAAAUUUGGUUUUAUACCCAAUCGAGAAUCUUGCAAAAUAAAUCCACACCGAGAAGUCUACUGUAUACUUACAAAUAUCUUAACCGUUGUGGAUUCAGACUUAGCCUCAAGUCUACCAAAUGAAUCGAUAUUCGAGUCGAACUCUGAAGCUGAAGAAAGUUUAGUAAUGACUGUACGUGCAGCAGUGCGAUGCUUGGGAAAUAGGAGUGAAGUAUUAUCAAAUUUGGCACAUUCCGUGGGAAAAUUAUCAGCAAGCACACUUCCUGCACAAAGAGCAGUUUCUGCUGCAUUUUAUGCAGAACUGAUCGGCAGAGUGGACUGCGGCGCCAUUUGGUUGGAUGCAAUAGUGAACACUUUACAUGAAGCAAAGUCUGAUUCGUCACCAUUAGUGCGAAAAUUAGCGACCAUUGGAUUGAGCAGAAUAUCUUGUCUACAACCGGAACAAAUAGACGAAUACUUCGAGAACUGUGUAGCUGCUCUUUUAGAUGGCUUAGAAGAGCCAGCAAACGGAGAAGGAGGAAGCGAAGUUGCUCUCGAAUCGUUGCGCGGGCUUGCAGGUUUGUUAUCACUUCAGCGAGAAAUUCCAGUGAGUCCGCGUAUUGUCCUCGCCCUGAAGCCUUUUGUCGAGAAGGAGAAUGCGGAAGUGAGAUUGGCUGCUAUAAACUCCUUGGGCGCCAUUGCCCGCGGAUGGUCAAUAUCCGUUUCUACUCCUAAUGAUGAUAUAUCAGAUCAUUUGCUUGGUUGUUUGCCUUGCCUCAUUAUCAAACUGGAAGAUCCAAAUCCUGCAGUAUUUCAAGCAGUACGAGAGACUCUUUAUCAUUCAGCUAAACUCUUACAGUGCGAACCCCUGGCUGUGUUGAUAAAUGGAUAUUAUGAAUCGAAGAAUAAUACAGGCAAUGCAACAGAGGAGUUUUUACGUCAAUUAAUUCACUGUCUGCAGGAAGAAUUACCCCAGAGGGCUGAAGAACUCAGAAAUGCGGUGAGCAGAGGAUACGUAAGAUCAGAAAAUUACACCGUUAGAGCCACAUCCGCCUCGAUUUUGGGAUUAUUCGGACAACCAAGACCAGAAGACAUUCAACGAUUAUUACAACUGUUGCGUGAUAAGGAAUGUAAUAUCAGAUCUCGUGCUGCUCGAGCGCUUUCAUUAUGCUUCACGCAACAAUAAUAUCGUAAUUAUCUGCAGUGAAUGAUACAAGUUAUGAAUAUGCAAAAGUAGAUUUUAUUACGUGACCUCUGUGUUGGAAGACACAAAGCUGUCAGUUGCUUUUUAAUUUCAUGAAAAUCAAUUACAUCCUGUCGCGAAUUAGUUGGCUUUUACACUCGUGAGAGGAAUACUUUACUCUGUACAUGAAAUGAAAUUAGUUGAGGCUUGGUGGAGGAGUUUAAUAUUAAUGAAAUUGUUUUAAGAUGA
This is a messenger RNA of Cephus cinctus (wheat stem sawfly), 5454 nucleotides long. RefSeq names its product maestro heat-like repeat-containing protein family member 1. The transcript is spliced from 23 exons. Gene Ontology annotation, cellular component: cytoplasm. The coding region runs from base 469 to 5208 and encodes 1579 amino acids. The record is from RefSeq and is a predicted model, not a curated record. NCBI's taxonomy places the organism in Eukaryota, Metazoa, Arthropoda, Insecta, Hymenoptera, Cephidae.